Molossus molossus (Pallas's mastiff bat) is the source of this 1119-nucleotide messenger RNA. RefSeq names its product regulator of G protein signaling 5 (gene RGS5). NCBI's taxonomy places the organism in Eukaryota, Metazoa, Chordata, Mammalia, Chiroptera, Molossidae. The record is from RefSeq and is a predicted model, not a curated record. Bases 49 to 594 code for a protein of 181 amino acids. The transcript is spliced from 5 exons.
CAACUCUCAUCCCCGGACUGCGCUCACAGCUGAGACUCGGUUGCCAACAUGUGCAAAGGGCUCGCAGCCUUGCCCCACUCCUGUCUGGAAAGGGCCAAGGAGAUCAAGAUCAAGUUGGGAACUCUCCUCCAGAAGCCAGACUCGGCGGUCGACCUGGUCAUUCCCUAUAACGAGAAGCCGGAGAAGCCAGCCAAGACCCAGAAGCCUUCGCCGGAGGAGGCGCUGCGGUGGCGCGAAUCCCUGGACAAGCUCCUGCAGAACAACUACGGACUCGCCAGCUUCAAGAGCUUCCUGAAGUCGGAGUUCAGCGAGGAGAACCUGGAGUUCUGGAUGGCCUGCGAGGACUUCAAGCGGACCAAGUCCCCCGCCAAGAUGGCAGAGAAGGCGAAGAAGAUCUACGAGGAGUUCAUCCAGGCCGAGGCGCCUAAGGAGGUGAACAUCGACCACUUCACGAAGGACCUCACGGCGAAGAGGCUGGUGGAGCCCUCCCCCAGCACCUUCGACGUGGCCCAGAAGCGGGUCCACGCCCUGAUGGAGAAGGACUCGCUGCCCCGCUUCCUGCGCUCCGAGUUUUACCAGGAGUUAGUGCAGUAGCCGCGCGGCCCCUGUGAGUCCCUCCUGCGCCCCGCGCCCCGCAGGCUGCUGCCCCCGUCACCGCUUUGCUCCGAGACACCCCGGGAGCCCGGGUGCUCGCUCACGGGCCCACGUGCUGUGGACGGUUACUGUCCGAACGGCUUCUCCCCGCCCCAAUUCUUCACGAACCCCACCUUGUAUGAUGUCCGACCCAGCCCGAGCCCAGGAACAGGAGGUGCAGACAGGUGUGUGCCCGCCUCGGACCUUGGCUUUAUGGAGCCACCAUGCGGUCUGACCGAGCCGGGUGGAGCCCGAUUUCAAGUGCAGUCAGUUUGUCUGUGGUUUGAAUCCUGGCCCAGGGCCUCACCCCAGUGAUCAUUCCCUGGGUUAGUGAAAGGCGGUAAGAAUUCUAGGAGGCAGCCACUCCGAUUUUUCAAGCAAAUUAUUUAAAAUACUGAUCUUCCCCCCAGAGGAGGCUCCUGGAGCUGGAGGGCAUAAACGAGAGGUAGAAGCAGGGCUGUGUUGUGUCCGUACAUCAUCUGAUUC